Molecule: messenger RNA, 1279 nt
Organism: Quercus lobata
Lineage: Eukaryota; Viridiplantae; Streptophyta; Magnoliopsida; Fagales; Fagaceae
Product: glutathione S-transferase DHAR3, chloroplastic
Exons: 6
Coding region: 6-1049 (347 amino acids)
Biological process (GO): protein glutathionylation; ascorbate glutathione cycle; cellular oxidant detoxification
Molecular function (GO): glutathione dehydrogenase (ascorbate) activity
Source: RefSeq, a predicted model, not a curated record
GAGGGAUGUUGCAUUAUGGUAAAAGAACAUUGUACGGCAAAAUCCAGCGUCUUCCAAUCCGAUUCUUUCGUCACAAAAACAGAACCUCAUAUCAUAUCAUAUCGGUUCACUUUUGGACACAGCCAGCCAAGCAGAGCACAUACACUACAAGCAAAGAAAUAUCCCCAAAGCUCUUUCAAAACUCUCUUACAGUCACAAACACACAGUUUCUCUCAAAAACCAAAACCAAAACUAAAAUAGCAAUGUCGACCUUGAAAAUCCAACCCACAGCAUUUGCGCUAUCUUCCAGCGUCAGACAGUUGGGUUUCUUCAAUCUCAAGCUCCCCCGAAACUGCGUCGCUUCCUCCAACCAUUUCAGUCGCUACGGGACCCGAAGAGCUCUCACAGUGUCAAUGUCCACCACUUCUUCGACCCCACUUGAAGUCUGCGUCAAAUCUUCAACCACUGCCCCCAACAAGCCCGGCGACUGUCCCUUUUGCCAGAGGGUAUUACUGACUCUGGAGGAAAAGCAUCUCCCUUAUGACUUAAAGUUGGUAGAUUUGGCCCACAAGCCAGAUUGGUUCUUAAAACUCAACCCUGGAGGUAAAGUUCCUGUGAUUAAACUCAAUGAGAAGUGGAUAUCAGAUUCAGAUGUUAUUGCACAAGCACUAGAAGAAAAGUAUCCUGAUCCACCAUUGGGAACCCCACCUGAAAAGGCUUCAGUUGGAUCAAAGAUCUUCUCCACAUUUAUUGGUUUCCUCAAGAGCAAAGACCCAAGUGACGGAACAGAGAAAGCAUUAAUCAGUGAGCUAAGUUCUUUUAACAAUCAUAUCAAAGACAAUGGUCCUUAUGUCAAUGGGAAAGAGGUUUCUGCUGUAGAUUUGUCACUUGCACCCAAGCUGUAUCAUCUAGAGAUUGCUUUGGGACAUUACAAGAAAUGGUCAGUUCCUGAUUCUCUUCCCCAUGUGAAGUCUUAUAUGAAGGCCAUUUUCUCAAGGGAUUCAUUUAUUAAAACACGUGCACAGCCUGAAGACGUAAUUGCAGGUUGGCGUCCAAAAGUCUUGGGUUAGAUUGUCUGCAGCUGCUGUAUGGGACUCUACAGGUCUAUACUCAAAACCUUCACAAGUAUAAAUUAUUGUAGCCUUGAUUGCAAGUGAAACACUUUUUUAUUGACCAUUAGAUCGAUUCAACCUUUCAUUUAUAUUUGCCAAAAUAUGGAGAUUGUAAUAUUGUGACCAUAGAUCAUAUAUAUGAAAGAGCAUUUCAAGCCUUGUAAAGUAAAAAAACUGUGCAUUCCCCA